This is a messenger RNA of Dufourea novaeangliae, 1278 nucleotides long. Its product is annotated as dipeptidase 1. The record is from RefSeq and is a predicted model, not a curated record. NCBI's taxonomy places the organism in Eukaryota, Metazoa, Arthropoda, Insecta, Hymenoptera, Halictidae. The coding region runs from base 1 to 1236 and encodes 411 amino acids. Gene Ontology annotation, molecular function: metallodipeptidase activity. Gene Ontology annotation, biological process: proteolysis. The transcript is spliced from 10 exons.
AUGAGGAUGGUGGUGGGCGUGAUGGUCCUUGGUCAGCUACUGACGAGGAUCCUGCUCGCCGCCCACGCUGGGGAUCGGCUCGCGGCGGCUCGCAGGAUACUGAGGGACGUGCCACUGAUAGAUGGGCACAACGAUCUCCCGUGGAACAUACGCAAGUUCCUGAAGAAUCAGCUCAGGGAAUUCCGGUUUGAUGACCUGCGGGACACCCAGCCGUGGGCGAGGAGCGCGUGGAGCCACACGGACCUCAGAAGAUUAAAGGAGGGCAUGGUUGCAGCCCAGGAGCUUCUAGGUCUGCUUGAAGAGUUGUACCAAGGACUCAUGGGAUUCCCUGGAAAGGCUCCUCAAAGGACGCUUAAUAGUCCCUUGAUGGAACCGCUACACCUACUGAUGUCUCUUAAAGGCUACAAAUGCCCAGUCAAGCGUCGUAUAGAGAGAGCGCACAAGGAGGGUAGAUUAGCGAGCCUGAUAGGGGUCGAGGGUGGCCACGCAGUCGGAGCGAGCCUGGCAGUUCUGAGGAUGUUGUACGAGUUGGGGGCCAGAUAUCUCACCCUCACGCACACGUGUAAUACGCCUUGGGCAGAAUGCAGCACAGUGGAUGAACCCGGUCAAGUGGCUCGCAUCGGUGGUCUCUCGAAUUUUGGCAAGAGUAUCAUCCUCGAGAUGAAUCGGCUCGGAAUGAUGGUCGACCUUUCGCACGUCUCCGUGCCCACGAUGCUGGUCGCCAUGAGAACCUCCAAGGCGCCGGUCAUCUUCAGCCACAGCAGCGCUCACGCCCUAUGCAAUUCCUCGCGAAACGUCCCUGACCAUGCACUGCGACGUUUGGCGCAGAUCAAUGGCAUAGUUAUGGUAUCUUUCUACCCCCAUUUUAUCAGCUGCGGCGAGAAAUCGACGCUGGAGGAUGUGGCCGCGCACAUCGAUCACGUAAGGAAGAUCGCGGGGAUCGACCACGUCGGGAUCGGAGCCGGCUACGACGGAAUCAAUCUGACACCGACCGGCCUGGAGGACGUCAGCAAGUACCCGGAACUGUUCGCGGAAUUGUUGGCGAGGGGCUGGUCGGAGAAGGACAUCCAAAAGCUGGCGGGGCUCAAUCUAAUUCGUGUCUUCAAGGCGGUGGAAGAGGUUCGUGACAAAAUGGCCGCGGAGGGGAUCGAGCCGAUUGAAGAGGAAAUUCCGCACGAGGACAUCAUCGGCCGAGAUUACUGCCGCUACAACGUGAAGCGGCUGAUGGCUCCAUAGAACUACUCCGGUCUAUAGAACCAACGAAGAAAGGCCGGCAGA